UUGGGGCUAAUUAGAGCUGCACUGGGGAUGGGUUUAUAGGUAGGACGCGGUGGUUAUGCGGGGUCCAGUGCAGUUAUCGUGGCUGAUGCUGCGUUUGUCCAUUGGUCCGGUCUGCGUUUAGCCACUGCCGUCCCCCCUCCCCGCGCAAUGGUACUGUGGACCGGGGGUAAGGUGGGUGGUUAGCCUGGUGUUUUCAUUAUGGCUGGCUAAGCGGUAGCUACAGGUUCUGGUAGGUAUAAGGUCGACAGGAGUUUUAAUGACUGAGCUAUGACAGCAGGGUUGAUUGGUUUGUGUUUUUGUAUUGUUUUAUUUGUAGGUAGCCUCCCCCUUUCGUGGCUUGUAGUGGGUCGGGCUGCUGUCUUGUCUGUCUUUAGAUUAUAGUAGUUGGUGUGUUCUUUUCUUUUCUUUAUUAUCAUGUUUGGUUUGAUACGAGUUUGUCUGUGUGCGUGAGUAAGCCCCGGUGCCUAGCAUUACGUGGUUUGCGGUUGGUUAUGGGGUGGGUCUUGUCUUUGGUUUGGUUUGUUUUUUUUUAUUAGUUUUGCUGUGUUUGUUUUGUUUCGUUGUAAAUGCGGGGCUGUGUGAUGUUUGGGGCUGUGAUUUUGUGUUGUAUUAUGUAAUUGUGGUUUGGUUAUUGUCACUGUUUACUGUUUCUAACUUCUGGUUGAUCCUGUUGUGUUGAGGUGAAUAAAAGUGUAAUUCCCUGAGUACUAUUUCCUUGUUUUUUGCUCUCCCAGUGACGAGGUAGUCUGUGUCCCUGGGCAGUAGGACCUGGGGUGGCGUAGUCAGGCUACUGUGGUUUGUUUGGGCCUUUCCCCUUGCAACUCCUGCCACAUUAGCAACAAUUAUUAGCAACGUGCUAUGCCCAUUCUUUGUUCUUUAUUGGAUUUUUUUUGUUUAUUGAUGCUACCGUCCCCACGACCCGACCCGGAAAAGCGGUAGGAGAUGGAUGGAUGGAUAGAUGAUGCUGCUGUUCAUUUUUUUUUUUAAUUGUAAUGCAAUAUUAUUAAUUUGUUUAGCAGAUGCUUCUAUCCAAAGCAGCAUACGGAAGGCCAGGGGUGUUCCCAAAGCGGGGGUCGUGAAAUGAUUGCCAGGGUAUGUUACUGAACAUUUAAAACUGAAAGGCAAUCUUGCGAGGGGACCCCGCCCCCAUAAAUUGGUGGUUGCGAGUAUCUGACACUUAUUUUGGGUAUUUUGCGCUGAAAGGUUUUGAGUACGCAUGUAGUACAAGUUUACCCGCCCGUGGAGCAAUUUGUGCUUAAGGGUCCCAAAGGUGAAGCCUCUUUGGCAACCACAUCAUUUGAAGCAACGAUCCUCUGAUCACUACGACAGCGUCCUAACCCAAUGAGUAAAACGCCACGCCUAAAUAGAAAGUAACCGACGAGGAUGGGAUUCGAACCCACGCGUGCAGAGCACAAUGGAUUAGCAGUCCAUCGCCUUAACCACUCGGCCACCUCGUCUUGCUAUAAAUAAGGGGUACCAUGAAAUCAUAUAAAUUUGGUUUAUAAGAAUACCACGUAGGUAUAACGCGUCUCUGCAUAGCUACUCAAGUGAAAUCAUUUUACGGAUUUUAAUUUUAGGUAUUACGGCCAUCUAGUGGUCAAAUAUAAAAAUCAAGUGUUUCCCCUCGCUGAGAAGAACAGCAAACUGAAUGGUUUACCUAGGCACUUAUCUACUGAUCUGGUAAACAAAGGACCCAGGAGGGGAAAAAAAUUUAUGGAAUUAACAUCCGCUGGCUCAUCAGGAGAAUGACUGGGAUUCUGGUCAAUAUCAGUGUUAUACUUGUAAGGGGGAAAAAAAAAAAAAAAUUCAUUUGUUACAUAUUGCCACUACCCGGUACAUUUUUUUUUUAAAUAUGAUCGUUAAACAGACGAGGUGAUAAUUAAAGUGGCUAGCUUAAGAAGAAUACGACUUCAUAGUCAUGUUUACAGGUUACAUUAUUUGAUAUAGGGCUUCUGGGGAAAAAAUAUCAAGAAAUAAAUGGUAUCUCCGCUCUCACUAUUUAUCUGAACACACAAAUUUAACAUUGUACGACAUUAAAAAAGGAAUAGGCUAACUGUACCACGUAUCACUUUAAAAGGGACGAUAGUUAAUAUCCUGCCCUUUCUGCGUUCAUUGAUGCUACCGGACCUUUUAAUGUUGUGUUAUGGUUCCGCAGAGUGCAUUAAAACCAUGACAGACAACUGCAAUAAAACACUACUUUUCAUGCCUCCGACCACACGAAACUUUAUCGAUCAAUAUUUGUUGUUGCCAGUCUCCAUUGGUAAGUUUAUUGGGCUGUGUUAACAAUUGGGUUGAAUUAUUAUUAUUAUUAUUAUUAUUAUUAUUAUUGUUUAUUAUAAAUAUCCACACGGGGGCGCCUAUUUCCCACUUGGUUUAAUAUAAAUGUCAGUUUCCGCCUGACUUAAUGUAGCCUAUACCUGCCGACGGCAAAUCGACGACGCUAAGAUGCAGAAAGGUGGCACGACAGUAGCCUCUGGAUAACAUACUGAUUUAACUUAAUUGGCUAUUAUUCAUAUUAGGCGAAUCGACGAAAUUAGGUGGUUAUGGGUGGACGGUGUUCCCAAUAUCUAACUAUAGAAUUCCUCAAGCAGUGUAAUGUAAUUGUUCACUUGAUAGAAUGUCACAUUAACGAUUUGGUUGUUACUUUAUUAUGGGAUUAUUGGAUUCCAGAAGAAGGUGUCACUGAAAAUACACUUAGGAAUUUAUCUGCCUGGCAGUGAGAGCCAACCGCUAUGUGUCGUAAUAGCUCUUAAAUCGUCCACUUUGAAUAAGGAGUGUUCAUCAACUAUAAAUAAAUCGUUCGAGGAGCAUUGGAUUAUGUCCAUAAUUAACUCUUAACAAUCAGCAUAUUUAAAUUCGGUAAAUGGUCCAAUGAGUCAUUUAAGACUUUAACACUUGAGUAAAUGCAUCCUUACGUGCACAAUCCUUAUUUACCUAAAUGAAUUUAAGUCUGUGUGAAAUAUUGGCCCAGACAUCAGUAAUUUAUAUUCAGUCGUCGAUUCAUCUCACACGAAUGACGCUGUUAGGCUAUGUAAAGUAAAUUUGGUAAAUAGCUAUCUGUGCCUGUGAUCAGAUUGGCCACCUGCUUCGUUCUUCUACCCUACGGUGUGAAAAUGUCUUUCAUUUAAAAACACGAAAGCAUUUCUCCUUUUGGCAAUUUUACGCCGACUGUGAGCUCAGGUGUGUUUGCACCAACUUCCUAUCUUAACCAGCAUUUUGGAGCCCAUCCCACUGCAGUCUCCCUGCCACCAUGGUAUCAAGUUCACAUCCUUCCCGACAAAAAUAGCCGAUGCAAAUCAGUCGUUUGAAACUGAAGAAUUUAAUCGUUGCAUUUUGCAAAACCACAAGGACAGAUAAAAUGUGCCAUUGACCAAAAUUUUUGCUUAUACCCAUGAAUUGACGUUAAAUCAAUCAAUUAAUUAAUUCUGCGUUUUACGCAAAAUAAUCCACUAUACAUUUAGUAUAGUCGUUUUUAAAGCAUGUUGUAUUGAUGAGGUUUUGUUUACAGCUCUCACUCUCUCUUACAAGCCUUUUCACUGUACUGGCAUCACUGAACGUUGCUGUACUCAUAUUCCCGGCUGCGUUGAGAAGGCAAGGCGCACAGACAAGGUCAUGCACCCCUCCCAGCGGAGAUGAGGAGGACGGAGAAACAUCUCACAUAAGCCCUGUGGAGGCUGUUACCUGCAGAGGAUUACAAUACCCGCGCCAUGCCACUGAUAAGUGAAUGGAUCUAAAAUCGUAUCCUUUCCACAUCGACGGGUAGGGUGUAUAAACGGCGCUACUGUCCCACGUCGUCAGUCAUUACAUCAUAAAUCAUUGAUGACUUUUCGGUCCAGGCUGUGACUGAGGGUGUUUUUUUAUGAUCGUUUUCAUAGUCGAUGGGUAAAGAUUGCUGAGACGCCAGCGCCCUCCCUGAUGGUCCAUCUCGACAACCAUUUUCUUUCCAGCGACUUGCACCGUAAAGUCGUGCAGGAUGUUUGGACCGAGUGCAUUUUUCGGGUUUGCAUUUAAGUCACACGUAGCCAUGCAGCAAAUUCAGAUCGACCCAGAGACACCGGAGAGCAGCCGGAUCCUGGCGAGCCGUCGACCGGCUACGUUUGAGCGUUUGUGGUUUGCUUAGGGGAGGGCUGGCUUGGAUGAUGACCGGCGUGUUUUUGUUAUUUUGCGAUUCGGACCUGGUUCCUCUUGAGGUGAUCCAUGCCCCAUCGUUUCCAGCACCAUCACCAUGUCCCCAGCGUCAGCUGCAACAGCCAGUGAAAGCAGCACCACCACGGUUCCCGAGGAGGAUGCGGACAGCCCCCGGGAGGAGCAGCGGCCUCUGAAACAGUCCCUGAGCAAGGCACUGUGCCGGGAGUCACACUGGAAAUGUCUGCUGCUCUCCAUGCUCAUGUACAGCUGCGUGGGAGCCAUGACAUGGUGUCACGUGACAAAGGUGACCCGGCUCACCUUUGACAGCGCCUACAAGGGCAAGUCCAUGAUGUACCACGACAGCCCCUGCUCCAACGGCUACAUCUACAUCCCGCUGGCCUUCCUAGUGAUGCUCUACGUGGUCUACCUGGUGGAGUGCUGGCACUGUUACACCAGGAACGAGCUGCAGUACAAGGUGGACGUGUCGAGCGUGUGCGAGCGCAUCCAGCGCAUGCGGCAGGCCACGCCCUGCAUCUGGUGGAAGGCCAUCAGCUACCACUACGUGCGACGGACGCGGCAGGUCACGCGCUACCGCAACGGUGACGCCUACACCACCACGCAGGUGUACCACGAGCGCGUCAACACCCACGUGGCCGAGGCCGAGUUUGAUUACGGCAACUGCGGCGUCAAGGACAUCUCCAAACAGCUGCUGGGCCUGGACAGCUUCCCCGUCACCAAGCUGCGCUUCACCAAGUGCUUCAGCUUCGCCAACGUUGAGUCGGAAAACUCAUACCUGACGCAGCGGGCCCGGUUCUUCACAGAGAACGAGGGCCUGGAUGACUAUAUGGAGGCCCGGGAGGGCAUGCACCUCAAGAACGUCGACUUUAAGGAGUACGUGCUGGCAUUCUCGGACCCUGACCACCUGCCGUGGUACGUGUCGCACUGCGUGUUCUGGGCGGCCGCCUUCCUCACGCUCUCCUGGCCGCUGCGGGUGCUGACGGAGUACCGCACGGCCUACGUGCACUACCACGUGGAGAAGUUGUUUGGCUUCGACUACGUGCCCGUGACGCCGUCCGAUGAGCGGCCCUUCUGCCGCCGCAUCCCCCGCGUCAAUACGGUGGACAGCACCGAGUUGGAGUGGCACAUCCGCUCCAACCAGCAGCUGGUGCCUAGCUACUCAGAGGCCAUGCUCAUGGACUUGGCGCAGCUGUCCAACUGCAACGGCUACACCGUCUGCGGCUACCGGCAGAACUGCGAGCGCUGCCACCGCACCAUCAGCAGCUCCUCCAUCUUCUCGCGAAGCGCGCUCAGCAUCUGCCACGGCAGCCCGCGCCUGCCAUUCAGCGCCAGCCGCUUCUCGCUCGGCCGGCUCUACGGCUCGCGCCGCAGCUGCUUCUGGCGCAGCCAGAGCGGCAGCCUCAACGAGCAGGGCUGCCCCGCCGAGAGCAGCCGCUGCCUGUCAGGCCGGGCCGCCGGCGAGGAGAGCCCACCCGCUUACCAGGACGCGCUCUUCUUCCCCGUGCUUAUCGUGCACCGUGACGAGGGCUGCCUGAACCAUAACCACCGGUCACUGCACCGCAAUGGCUCCUGCGUGGAGACCUCCUUGUGACGGUUGGGAUUUCAGGAAGGAGCAGUAUUAGGGGGGAGGGGACGUCAACCCGGAAUGUCUCCUAGGGCACGAAGCAUUGAAGUCGAGCCUUCCCAUCCUUGAGAUGUUUUCCCAUAAGUGUCGUCUUAGACGCCUGUGGGAUGAUUCAGCCUUUGGGGUCACUCAUAACUCACUCGAUCAUUGCUCAUCCAUGACUGUGUCCUCCCAGGAUCGCUCUGUUUAACCAGAACCCUGACUGACAGCGAAGGACAGGUGUCAGGUUUAAUCUCACAAUGCAUUAAACAGAAACUAAACCUACUUGGGAAGGUAAAGGGUUAAACGCCAACAUGAACUUGUGGAAUUAAAGGCAAUAAUCUUUAAAAACAAUGCACUGGAACAAAGAUUAAUUUAGGGAUUCAGUCGCUGAAUUUGACUCUUUUCUAAUAAAGGUUCAGCGAGGGAAUACAAUGUUUACGAUCAUCAACGAACAAAUUAACUGGGAAUGAAGUCAGAGGUCAAAUUGGGCAGAGGUCUCCACUACAAAGGACUGCAACCGCACAGCUGUUUUUUCAGCGCCGUAAGCAUCGCACGGUCAUGUGACCAUGCUUUGGAUCGUCAUGUGUCCACAAGCUUGCUCACUUUCUUCGAUAAUGUACCGCCAGCGGCUCGCCGUUAACGCAAUGUCGCAGACCAGCAUAAGAAGUCUGUUGGGUGACGGUAAUGAUCGUAACAGAUGAAUUAGCACAGCUAGCCACGUUACAUAUCCUCCGUCCUGCUACGGUAUAACAUCUUGCCAUCGGCUCCCCCUCUGCACAAAAUCACACUUUAGGACUUUGGGUUCCUACGCCGCUAUUAGGUUUCCGUCUUUUGUUUUUUUAAAGUGUGUUGUUACUUGUGGAAAUUGUAGCCUCUUGCGGCUGGUGACCCUUCGCUAAAGAUUGCUUAGGAAGCGAUCAGACCGUCCACGGUUACAGCCUACCAAUGAUCUGAAAAAUAAUCGACCUCUGGAUAUUUAUUUAAAAAAAAUCAUAUUUUUGACUUUUGAAAUUAUUUUUUUUAGCAGAUUUGAGACAAUAUUAUGAAGUUGUUUUUGUAAAUUGCUUCUGCUAACUAGUUAUUUUCACCAAUAGCAAAGUUGGUUUUGCGAGUGCUUUAAACAAUGGUGGAAUUUUUUUUUUUUUUUUUUUUUUUUUGUUGUGUCAAGUGGGUGUCUGUCAGUUUUUCAGGAACCUGUCUGGAGCCAAUCACACCCCUCAAUGUGAUCAUGUGAUGCCACUUUCUCUUUUAAGGGCAUACAGAGUCUAAAAGGUAACAGGAGACAUCAAAAGUGUCACACUAACUCCGGAAGUAACUGAACGUAGGGAAUGUAAAAUAUGAAGACAUGCAGUCAUGUUUCUUAUCCUUCCUGCCCAUCUAUUUAUAGCACUCUGCUUGGUACGGUGAAUUAUUUAGUAAGGGACGCCAAAGGACACAAAAACUUCAAAGAGAAUUCCUGGUGAUGCGGAAUGUUUGCUUUCUCCAUGAACGCGGCCACUUCCAUAAAGGAAGGCUCUGGCACGGGUCUUGAUAUAUUUUUUAAAAAGCCCUCUGACAAUAACAAAGGUUUUUAGCAAUGAAUUACUAACAACAACAGCAACUGUUACGACAAAUGUCAAGCUAAUUAGUGGUUCGGUCCACAGCACUACAGGACUGAUGUUUACAAACCGAGAAAGAAUCCAAACGUUUGCUGUUCUUUUUAAAACUGUUUUCUGUCCUCAGACAUGACAUUCACCAUCAACGCGAUUAACCAGGCUGUGUCAUGCGCUCGACCCAUUAUAGAGCUUCAUUCCUCCUUUUGUCUGCUACCUCGUUUCAGUCACUGAAGUGCCUGGGGGCCUCAUCGAACAAAUGCUCAGCUGCGAACGCAUUUGACCAGCUUGUAAGUCAGCCGUACUGCAGUUAAAUAAAAGCUUGGGCGUCAUGGAGGAACUGAAAGUUUGAUGCAGCCUAAAAAUACAAUCGACUGAAUCAGUUAAAAAAAGCAAACUUCCAAAAUGUACAUUUCAUAUCAGUACCACUUGAUGCCCAUGUGGUUCCUAUGUGGCCACCAAUGUCGCCUAAGGAGUUGAUGGCACUGCUUCAUACAAUUUUUAUUGAAUCAUCAAAGACAAACUUCACCACUUUCCCACCUAGCACAAGCCCUCCUGAGCCUGUCAACUGUCAUAUUCACAAGUGUGUUGAAUCGACACCCCCAAGCAGUGAUUGCUAGAAACUCACCCCCAGAAACAUCUGGACAUUCAAUUUUAAUUCAUUUAGUUCAUUUAAAGCCAAUAAUUUUGGUAGCUGAAUCCAUGACCAAUUCAUACAUUUUCACAGUAAAAAGAAACCUCCAUAACUCAGUUCUGUCACCGUACAUACCCCGGUAACCUCAGGAAUGAACCAGGUUGUAUAGGAAUGUAUAGAUUUCAAAGGAUUUUUAAUCAUUUAUUUUCCUGACUGUUUUCCCAAACCUGACGAGUGUGUUCGUUAUGAAUUUCCCAGUGAAUUUAGCUGUGUGUGACCUGUCUUUGAGUUUGUAUACUUUGAGAUAUUUUCAAGUCCACUUUUCAGACUGAUUAUAAGAAUAUCUGAAGGUAAAUACUGUUUUUUUCUGCUCCCUUUUUUCCAGCGCUGUAACCCUGUAAUUGUGAUGUGAUCGUACAAACUAUCAAAACCCACAUCUACAUGUAUCUGAAACGCAUCAAAGCGGUCAGUGAGAGGACUGAGGCACUCAGUACCUGGUCAUUUUUUUUACGGUGCAUAACUAUGCAAGAGUCUCAGGAGUUCAGCCAAGAAACCGCCUCACCCAUCGCGUUCCUGCCCGACGGUCUUUUACGUUUACAGUGUAUAUGCUUCAGUCUGUCCUGUAACAGACUCUAAUACCUUCUGAAUAAAUGACCUUUCGAUUGACUUUUAUGAUGCAAAACUCAGGGGACCCAAAGCUCCUCUGCUGCUGACAUCAUACCAAUCAAACUACAGGAGGUCUAGAGCUUUCCGUGAGCUAAAGAAUGUCACGCACCGAUCAUGCAGAGUCUUCGAUUAACUACACGCCUUGGGCAUAUCAGACACACGAGUAUGCUGAUUUACCACUCAGAGUUAGGAAACUGCGCAACCAUUAAAUGAUAUCCAAUGAGAAAGAAAAGGCCCCUCCCCCUAUGUGGAGCAAUAAAUAUUCCUCCCCCUGGAGGAUGUAAUAUUACAGCCCUCCUGGUCCUUAGUUCUUAUUUAUUUGAUGACGCAUUAGUAAAAGUGAUUUGUUUUUAAUUGGGGUCCCGGGUUUAAGAAAAAUGGCUCUAAUGAAGUAGUUAAUCCAAAACGUCGAAAUAAAAUUAUGUCCAAAUGCCGUUGUGAUUAAACGAAAUUGAGAAAGUAACAAAUAACAGUAUAUUUCACACAUUUAUUUAACGAGUGAAGAGGCUGAAAACGAUGACUGUUAACACUCAUGUUGCUGUCAGAGGUUUGCAAAAACUAAUUUCUUUGUGUUUUAUAUAAUGCCAUGAUGUGGGACUUAUUUGGAAAAGCUGCAUUUUCCCCCCUGUAAAUAAUCUGGGGAUGCAGGAACAGACGGGGCAGCAGACUUUUUAUGUGCUGGUGAAUGUCUCACCUGCGCAAUGGAGUGCUGCCUUUACUCAUGAGCCGUGGGUAUCUGGUUUAUUCAAGCAGUUUGUAUCCAUGUACAUCUGAAAAGUCUCCAAGAAUUUUUCCAAAAAGAGAAAAUACUGUACAUGUACAUAACAUAAUUCAGCUGUAUACAUCUGGUGCUUUAUAAUCUGAAUAUAUAUACACGGGACAGCACUGUUCGGUUUCAGCAUUGCUUAUCAUGUUCCCAUGAAGGUGCACUCUUCAUACUCGUCGCUGGAGCAGACGGAUUGUAAGAAUGUUCGUGUUGCACUGGGAACUUUUAACCACUAUGAUCAAAUGUUGUACGGAGGGGAUUGUGACCAUGGAAUGUUCUGGAAUCAUGUUAUACGUGUUGUAUGGAACAGAUUGGGACCAUGGAAUGUUCUGGAAUCAUGUUGCGUGGAGGGGGAUUGUGACCGUGGAAUGUUAUGGGACCAUGUUGUACAUGUUGUUCAAAGGGGAAUGUGACUGUGGAAUGUUCCAGAACCACACCUGCCACUCUGUAAACGUUAUCCAGUUAGACAGUUGGGGGACCCUCGCCUGAGAACAGUCGGCCUGUGACUCUUAAAUUACUUUAAUAAACAUGAUCUCAGUGAACCGUGAUAGGUUAGCCAUAUUCAUAGCAGUGUGUAAAAGUAUAAUUACAUUCAACAAAAUGCCACAAUAUCCAACUCAAGUUCUCCAAAUACAUUUUUGGUAUAAGUGUACAGAAGAUCAAUGUUUUACCUGAAACUGCAGGAGUCAGAACAUAUUUUAUACUCUGUAGAUGAGGUAACUCGCUAGUCUGGUGUGUAAUGAUCCUACAGUUAUAAAUGUAAAAGACUGGAAAACCUAAUCUUUAUGUAUAUUACCACUCUCACAAUGUUGCCUUUAUGUUGCAUAUAUACAGUUACGAAGAUUAAGAACCAAAUCUGUGUACCAACAUUACAAAAAGGCUGAAUAAAACAUCACGUUUUCAGUU
This is a messenger RNA of Paramormyrops kingsleyae, 10316 nucleotides long. The record is from RefSeq and is a predicted model, not a curated record. NCBI's taxonomy places the organism in Eukaryota, Metazoa, Chordata, Actinopteri, Osteoglossiformes, Mormyridae.